Messenger RNA from Helobdella robusta, 1268 nucleotides. RefSeq lists its product as hypothetical. Lineage: Eukaryota; Metazoa; Annelida; Clitellata; Rhynchobdellida; Glossiphoniidae. The transcript is spliced from 5 exons. The coding region runs from base 402 to 1268 and encodes 288 amino acids. The record is from RefSeq and is a predicted model, not a curated record.
AAAUAACAAAUGUAGAAUAAACUCGAAAUAAACCAAAAUAACACAAAAAAUUAAUUCCAAAGACAAUUAAUUAAAAAAAUCUAUAUCUUCUCUCAAGAUUUUAUAAUUCUUUGUUUACGUGUCGUCAUAGUUAUAUUAUUAUUAUUAUUAUUGUUGUUGUUAUUAUAACUAUUCCAUGCAAACUCUUAUAGAUGGCUAGCAAAUUUAUAUGAAAAUUAAUUAAAUAAUUAUAUUUUGUUAUUAAUAUAUUUAAUUAUUGCUUAUUAUUUUUAUUAUUAAUGCUACUUAUUACAACUAAUACUUUUGGAUUACUACUACUACAUUAUUGCUAUUGAAAUUUUACCAAUAGCUGCGUAACUUAAUAAAUUACAAAUUUUCAAAAUAAAAUUUAUCAAUAAAUUAUGGAAAUCCCCAAGAAUCCGGAAUACUGUUGCGAUCCUGACGAGAAGAAACUCGACGUGAUUGCCAUCUACAGACCUGGAUACGCCACGGAAUACACGGAUAAUUUUAUCUGGGGCUCCCACUUGAAACAUCAGCAAAUUAAGCAUCAAAUCAGUUGUGGUGCAAGUUGCUCGUCCUAUCCAAAACUAAGCGCACUGUACGAAGGUAAAACUUCAGUUGAUAAAAAUCGCUGCGAACAAUGCUUCCAAAAUUACUGUAGCGACGACAAUGACGACAGCGAACGCACUUGUGACAACAACAACAACACUAUAACAACCGAAUCGAUCGGACAAAACCUGGAAUUCAUCUCGGAUAAUUACGACUCUCUAUUGAGGAAUUCUCGUCUGAAGCGUGACGAAAAUGGCAACUACAUAGACCCAUUCAAGGAUCUGAUCACAACUUCAAGUGGCAGGCGACUGAUGUAUGACCCGACCCAUCCGGAUAUGAUUUUUCCGUCCCAACAUUCCUCGGAGUUGGCCGACACGCCGAAUGUCUAUUCCUUCAAGUCGCCCAUCCAACAUAUUCCUGAGAUUCCGUGGAAAAAAGAUUUGCAGUGGCAGGCUGAAAGUGUGGUCGGCAGAUGGCCUACAAAGAUGUGGAAGACGUGGGAAAACGUGGCGAGCUGUCCAGUUUACGAUGGUCACGAUGAUCAGUGCCGCUACUCAAAGUUUAAAUUAUUGAACUGGGGCCUACCCAAACGUGAGGGGGUACUGCAGGGAGUUUCAACCCCCAGCAAAAAAUUAUUUUUAAAUUUUUUUAUGUAUUUAUCGAAAGUGUCAAGAGUAGGCCGGGAUCUCUUUGGAACCAAAUCCGGACACUGCUUAUGA